CAGGAAACAAGCCCUCACUGAACCAACUCCGGAUGCUGGCACCCAGAAGAGCACCCUCCAUGCCCAGAUGCCUGCGUAGUUUUUGUGACCAGUCCACUCCUCCCUUGCCCUGGGGCAGUAGCGGGGGAGCGAUGGAGAACUGGACCAGCAGGCCCUGGCUGUAUCUGCUGCUGCUUCUGUCCCUCCCUCAGCUCUGCCUGGAUCAGGAGGUGUUGUCCGGACACUCUCUUCAGACACCUACAGAGGAGGGCCAGGGCCCCGAAGGUGUCUGGGGACCUUGGGUCCAGUGGGACUCUUGCUCCCAACCCUGCGGGGUGGGGGUGCAGCGCAGGAGCCGGACAUGUCACCUCCCUACAGCGCAGCUCCGCCCGAGUCUGCCCCUCCCUCCCCGGCCCCCAAGACAUCCAGAAGCCCUCCCCUUGUACAGGACACAGUCUCAGGGAAGGGGUGGCCCACUUCGAGGUCCCGCUUCCCACCUAGGGAGAGAGGAGACCCAGGAGAUUCGAGCAGCCAGGAGGUCCCGGCUUCGAGAUCCCAUCAAGCCAGGAAUGUUCGGUUAUGGGAGAGUGCCCUUUGCAUUGCCACUGCACAGGAACCGCAGGCACCCUCGGAGGCCACCCAGAUCUGAGCUGUCCCUGAUCUCUUCUAGAGGGGAAGAGCCCAUUCCAUCCCCUACUCCAAGAGCAGAGUCAUUCUCCGCAAACGGCAGCCCCCAAACUGAGCUCCCUCCCACAGAACUGUCUGUCCACACCCCAUCCCCCGCAGCAGAACCUCUAAGCCCUGAAACUGCUCAGACAGAGGUGGCCCCCAGAACCAGGCCUGCCCCCCCACGGCACCACCCCAGAGCCCAGGCCUCUGGCACAGAGCCCCCCUUACCCACACACUCCUUAGAAGAAGGUGGCUUCUUCCGUGCAUCCCCUCAGCCACAAAGGCCAAGUUCCCAGGGUUGGGCCAGUCCCCAGGUAGCAGAGAGACGCCCUGAUCCUUUUCCUUCGGUCCUUCGGGGCCGAAGCCAGCAGGGCCAGGGGCCUUGGGGAAUUGGGGGGACUCCUCACGGGCCCCGCCUGGAGCCUGACCCUCAGCACCCGGGCGCCUGGCUGCCCCUGCUGAGCAACGGCCCCCAUGCCAGCUCCCUCUGGAGCCUCUUUGCUCCCAGUAGCCCUAUCCCAAGAUGUUCUGGGGAGAGUGAGCAGCUAAGAGCCUGCAGCCAAGCGCCCUGCCCCCCCGAGCAGCCAGACCCCCGGGCCCUGCAGUGCGCGGCCUUUAACUCCCAGGAAUUCAUGGGCCAGCUGUACCAGUGGGAGCCCUUCACUGAAGUCCAGGGCUCCCAGCGCUGUGAACUGAACUGCCGGCCCCGUGGCUUCCGCUUCUAUGUCCGUCACACCGAAAAGGUCCAGGAUGGGACCCUGUGUCAGCCUGGAGCCCCUGACAUCUGUGUGGCUGGACGCUGUCUGAGCCCCGGCUGUGAUGGGAUCCUUGGCUCUGGCAGGCGUCCUGAUGGCUGUGGAGUCUGUGGGGGUGAUGAUUCUACCUGUCGCCUUGUUUCGGGGAACCUCACUGACCGAGGGGGCCCCCUGGGCUAUCAGAAGAUCUUGUGGAUUCCAGCAGGAGCCUCGCGGCUCCAGAUUGCCCAGCUCCGGCCUAGCUCCAACUACCUGGCACUUCGUGGCCCUGGGGGCCGGUCCAUCAUCAAUGGGAACUGGGCUGUGGAUCCCCCUGGGUCCUACAGGGCCGGCGGGACCGUCUUUCGAUAUAACCGUCCUCCCAGGGAGGAGGGCAAAGGGGAGAGUCUGUCGGCUGAAGGCCCCACCACCCAGCCUGUGGAUGUCUAUAUGAUCUUUCAGGAGGAAAACCCAGGCGUUUUUUAUCAGUAUGUCAUCUCUUCACCUCCUCCAAUCCUUGAGAACCCCACCCCAGAGCCCCCUGUCCCCCAGCUUCAGCCGGAGAUUCUGAGGGUGGAGCCCCCACUCGCUCCGGUGCCCCGCCCAGCCCGGACCCCAGGCAUCCUCCAGCGUCAGGUGCGGAUCCCCCAGAUACCCGCCCCGCCCCAUCCCAGGACACCCCUGGGGUCUCCAGCUGCGUACUGGAAACGAGUGGGACACUCUGCAUGCUCAGCGUCCUGCGGGAAAGGUGUCUGGCGCCCCAUUUUCCUCUGCAUCUCCCGUGAGUCGGGAGAGGAACUGGAUGAACGCAGCUGUGCCGCGGGUGCCAGGCCCCCAGCCUCCCCUGAACCCUGCCAUGGCACCCCAUGCCCCCCAUACUGGGAGGCUGGUGAGUGGACAUCCUGCAGCCGCUCCUGUGGCCCCGGCACCCAGCACCGCCAGCUGCAGUGCCGGCAGGAAUUUGGUGGGGGUGGCUCCUCGGUGCCCCCGGAGCGCUGUGGACAUCUCCCCCGGCCCAACAUCACCCAGUCUUGCCAGCUGCGCCUCUGUGGCAAUUGGGAAGUUGGCUCUCCUUGGAGCCAGUGCUCCGUGCGGUGCGGCCGGGGCCAGAGAAGCCGGCAGGUUCGCUGUGUUGGGAACAAUGGUGAUGAAGUGAGCGAGCAGGAGUGUGCGUCAGGCCCCCCACAGCCCCCCAGCAGAGAGGCCUGUGACAUGGGGCCCUGUACUACCGCCUGGUUCCACAGCGACUGGAGCUCCAAGUGCUCAGCCGAGUGUGGGACGGGAAUCCAGCGGCGCUCUGUGGUCUGCCUUGGGAGUGGGGCAGCCCUCGGGCCGGGCCAGGGGGAAGCAGGAGCAGGAACUGGGCAGAGCUGUCCACCAGGAAGCCGGCCCCCUGACAUGCGCGCCUGCAGCCUGGGGCCCUGUGAGAGGACUUGGCGCUGGUACACAGGGCCCUGGGGUGAGUGUUCCUCUGAAUGUGGCUCCGGCACACAGCGUAGAGACAUUAUCUGUGUAUCCAAACUGGGGACGGAGUUCAACGUGACUUCUCCGAGCAACUGUUCUCACCUCCCCAGGCCCCCUGCCCUGCAGCCCUGUCAAGGGCAGGCCUGCCAGGACCGAUGGUUUUCCACGCCCUGGAGCCCAUGUUCUCGCUCCUGCCAAGGGGGUACGCAGACACGGGAGGUCCAGUGCCUGAGCGCCAACCAGACCCUCAGCACCCGAUGCCCUCCUCAACUGCAGCCCUCCAGGAAGCGCCCCUGUAACAGCCAACCCUGCAGCCAGCGCCCUGAUGAUCAAUGCAAGGACAGCUCUCCACAUUGCCCCCUGGUGGUACAGGCCCGGCUCUGCGUCUACCCCUACUACACAGCCACCUGUUGCCGCUCUUGCGCACAUGUCCUGGAGCGGUCUCCCCAGGAUCCCUCCUGAAAGGGGUCCGGGGCACCCUCACGGUUUUCUGUGCCACCAUCGGUCACCCAUUGAUCGGCCCACUCUGAACCCCCUGGCUCUCCAGCCUGUCCCAGUCUCAGCAGGGAUGUCCUCCAGGUGACAGAGGGUGGCAAGGUGACAGAAAGUGACUUUCAGGGCUGUGGUCAGGCCCAUGUGGUGGUGUGAUGGGUGUGUGCACAUAUGCCUCAGGUGUGCUUUUGGGACUGCAUGGAUAUGUGUGUGCUCAAACGUGUAUCACUUUUCAAAAAGAAGUUACACAGACUGAGAAGGGCAAGACCUGUUUCCCUGAGACUUUCCUAGGUGGAGAGGAAAGCAAGUCUGCAGUUCUUUGCUAAUCUGAGCUACUUAGAGUGUGGUCUCCCCACCAACUCCAGUUUUGUGCCCUAAGCCUCAUUUCUCAUGUUCAGACCUCACAUCUUCUAAGCUGCCCUGUGUCUCUGACCCCUUCUCAUUUGCCUAGUAUCUCUGCCCCUUCCUCCCUAAUUAGCUAGGGCUGGGGUCAGCCACUGCCAAUCCUGCCUUACCCAGAAAGGCAGGAGGAAAGAGACUGCCUCUCCAGAGCAAGGCCCAGCUGGGCAGAGGGUGAAAAAGAGAAAUGUGAGCAUGCGCCCCCCUCCCCCAGCCCCACUCCCUGCCUCCUGAAAUGGUUCCCACCCAGAACUAAUUUAUUUUUUAUUAAAGAUGGUCAUGACAAAUGAGAAACGGGCUAUUCCUUGUUGGCUACGGACCCCUCAGCAGUGUGAAGGCAGAAGGUAGGGUGGGCAGGGGAACAGCAUUAGAGCCCAGGAGGAGAGUUUGGGUCAGAGAAUCUCCGCCAGCCCCAGGACCUGCAGGCUGGUCAUGGGCCACUAGAGGUCACCAGUUCACCCAGUUGAGGUGUGGGGCGCUGGGUUCCAGAGCUGAGGGAACGGCUGCGCGGCCGCGGUGUGCUUUUUGGUGGGUCGAGUCUCUCUGGGAAGUCUCCGGGUAUCUGCGCCUUUCCGCUGGGACCUGAGCGAAGGGCAGUUGGCUUGUCGAAGCUCUUUUUUCCUGUUCCCUUUCUCUAGCCCUGCCGUACGCAUUUCCCUACGCUCUGGGGCUUCUCCUGGGAUGGGGAAAGGGAAGGGAUUCCUGCCCCAAGCCCUUCCCCUGGAAGAGGAGGAGCCCGGCCCGGCUCCGGGGCCCUGGGCAGGGCUGAGGGAGGAGCGGGGCAGCACUGGAUGUCCUGCCAAAGCCACAUUCCUCAGAGAUGGCUCAGCCUGGCCUCCUUCCUCCUCCUACUCGCUUCUCUCAAGGUAACUUGCUACAGGCGGCCUGAGAGGGGCAGGCCUUUGCCAUCAUAUCCUCUCCCAGACCCCUGCCAUUCGGAGACUGAGGCCGAGUCUCUCCUGGAAGCCGGGCUGCCCGGGAGGGGCGGUGCCGCAGGAGCGCCCCCGCUCGCAGCUCCACAAGCCCAGCUGAGCACAGCCGGGAAUACGGGGCCUGUGGAAACAGUGAACUCAGUGGCUGCUGUUUUCUGAGCACCUGGACACUGUGGGGGACCACAGAGUUGCCCGAGGCGGCAGGAUCUCCCCACACUCGCGGUCCCCCGCACAUCUUCCUGUUGCUUUGGGACUCGGGCUUUCUCUGGGUUGAAAGUGGCUGAGAAGGAAGAAUUUGGACAUCUUAAGAGGAGAGCGAGUGGGGAAGGAGGCAAAAGGGAAUGGAGAAGGAAGAUAAAACUGACGUCAGCCCAGGGCAGGGAGCGAGGAAAGGGGGCCACAAGGAAAGCCCAGUUCCAACAUCUCCGCUGAGCCUAAAGAGGCGUCAGCAGGGAAUCACAGAUGUGGGGGGCCAGGGAAACGGGAUCCGAGCCCGCCCAGUAGGUAUAGAAGGCCGAAGGCAGAGUCCUGAGACCAAGGGAGGGGUGGGGUGGAGGCUGGGGCCCUCCCAGCGAUUCCUGGAAGCCCAGAGCUGGGCGGCGCCGGCUCAGCUGACUUCCCCGAAGCUCCCCUCCCUCUGCUCAGGGCUGUUGCUAGGCAGGUUUGGCGUUUGCCCUGAGCCUGAGAACCAAUCGCACGUGGAGGUGCGGUCGCAGCCCCUCGCAGGGCUCCCCGGCUUCAGCACCCUUUCUCUUUCUGCCAGCCCCUGAGCUCCCUCUUGGCCUCCAGCCUCUGACCUCUCAGGAGGUGGGCUCUUAUCUGGGGGUCUGCUCCCUUUCGCCUCUUUAGAGCUAGGACUCAGUGCAUCCCCUAAGGAUUCCUUCCUCUGGUCACUGAGGUCAUUAUGGGGUCAAUGUGGAAGUUCUCAGGAAAGGGAACCCGACCCCAAGCAACCCCUUUUAUUGGCCCCUUAGAGGGGAGUAGUGUGGCCAGACACCUGUUCGCUGACCUCUGAAACCCUCUGGAGGGACUUGGGAGAGCAGAAGCUGCAGCCUAAGGGCAGAGGGAUGUGGGAGGGCCCCUGGGUUUGGUGUGCUAGUGGGAAUUUAGGGAAGGACUCAGAGGAACUGGACCCCUGAGAAUUGAGAUGAGGGUGGGGUAGUGAUAGGAACAAACUUGAUAUGCACAAGAGAGAUCAAGCAUGCAAAAGGCCUGCAAAUUGUUGAGGAUGCCUCCUUUCUGAGGGUGUGCUGGGGGAGGGGGUUGUGGUUUGAUUAUCAGUGACACUAGGGGUGAUCUGUGCUCUCACAAGUUCAGCUGGGUCAGGAUUCCUCUCCCCUCCCCCUCUCAGCUUCCCCAGGGUAAAUACCCACCCAAUUUAAGUUGCAGCUUUUGGACUAAAUUUAGCUCCUGGACUUCCCCAACCCCCAGGCCUCCCUGUAAGCAGGUGCUCACAGCUGCAGCGUGGGUCUGGUGGAGAGUUUGAACCUUCUCCUCACCUCCACUCA
This is a messenger RNA of Symphalangus syndactylus (siamang), 6177 nucleotides long. It is a transcript of the gene ADAMTSL4, whose product is annotated as ADAMTS like 4. Lineage: Eukaryota; Metazoa; Chordata; Mammalia; Primates; Hylobatidae. The record is from RefSeq and is a predicted model, not a curated record. Gene Ontology annotation, cellular component: extracellular matrix. Gene Ontology annotation, biological process: proteolysis; extracellular matrix organization. Gene Ontology annotation, molecular function: metalloendopeptidase activity.